This is a messenger RNA of Aegilops tauschii subsp. strangulata, 883 nucleotides long. RefSeq lists its product as uncharacterized. Lineage: Eukaryota; Viridiplantae; Streptophyta; Magnoliopsida; Poales; Poaceae. Gene Ontology annotation, molecular function: DNA-binding transcription factor activity. The record is from RefSeq and is a predicted model, not a curated record.
UACUACCUCGACGUCCCUCUGAGCUCGUGUUCCUCGUGAUUUGCUGUACACGCAAUAAUGCGGCCCCAGAUGUAGCAAGUGGUACGCUUCCAUCUAUAAAUGUCUCACACCUCAUUGGGUAGCAGUAGGCUAUAGAGUGAACGCCACUGGAGAAGCCGGGCUGGCCUGUAAAUAUCUUCCCAUAUUCUCCAAUGGAGGCUCCCCAUGGCGCACCAUCUUCUUUGGACCUGUCCCUGACACUGGCCUCCAUGCCACCAGGCCCACCAUCAUCACCACCUCCAUGCUCCUCUCUUUGGGCUGCAGGAGACCACCUUGCUGCUGCCGGGGAAAACGGCCAUGGCCAUGGCCAUGGUGGCGCCUGCGAAGCGAGAUCUUCGAGGCGGCUGUUCUCAUGCCUCUUCUGCGAGAAGAAGUUUAUCAAGUCAGAGGCGCUUGGGGGUCACCAGAACGCGCACAAGAAGGAGAGGGUCGGAAGCUGGAACGCCCACCUCUACGAACAUGUCGACCACGACUACCCGCCGGCAACCGCAACGACUAGGGCGCCCAUGAGAUGGCCAAACGCGCGACUUGGCGACAACGCUGAGAAGCAGAUGCAGCAGCAGCAGCAGCUUGGUCUCAACCUUAAGCUUUAAUUAGCUAACUCGUGUGUACGUGUUUACUAUCUUCCUUUCAAUCUUCUCGUCCUCCUUGAACUAGCAAUUAGCUAGCUUGUGUGUAUGUGUGUGUGUGUGGCAGUGUGUUUUUCGCUAGCUACUCGGUACUCAUCAAUGUUCCAUACUGUACUGUAGAUAUACUUUGGUUUGUACUACUCCUAACUCCAAUUUUUCCUCAUUGAUUUGUUGGAUUGUUCGCAAAAAGAAAAGAACAAAAAAUGUGCGAUCAA